This is a messenger RNA of Fusarium oxysporum Fo47, 1604 nucleotides long. RefSeq names its product general substrate transporter. The record is from RefSeq and is a predicted model, not a curated record. Gene Ontology annotation, molecular function: carbohydrate:proton symporter activity. Gene Ontology annotation, cellular component: membrane. NCBI's taxonomy places the organism in Eukaryota, Fungi, Ascomycota, Sordariomycetes, Hypocreales, Nectriaceae. The transcript has 3 exons. Gene Ontology annotation, biological process: carbohydrate transport; transmembrane transport. The coding region runs from base 7 to 1524 and encodes 505 amino acids.
GCCAACAUGCCCAGCAAGACCAGAGUCUACAACUGGUUCAUUGCCAUGGUAGCUGCGUCUUGUAUGACGCUCUACGGCUUUGACUCCAGUGUUUUCAACGCUCUCCAGGCCUCAGAGAACUGGCUGAACUGGUUCAAUCUCGACCUCAAGAAUGACAGUUACACUGUCGGUCUCAUCAACACAUGCUACACCAUCGGUGCUAUCGUUAGUGGUUUCUUCAUUGGUGGCCCCCUGGCUGAUUGGCUCGGUCGACGUGCCGGUAUGGGUAUUGGUUGCUUCAUCACCAUCAUCGCCGCUAUCAUCCAGGCUUUUGCCCCUAAGGGAAAGCUUGGUGUCUUCAUUCUCGGCCGUGUCCUCAUCGGUAUUGGUCAGGGCACCGCUCUCACUGCUGGCCCUGUUUACAUCGGUGAAGUCUCCCCCCCUGAGAUUCGAGGUCAGGUUAUGACCUUCUGGCAACUCUUCUACUCGGUCGGUGCCUUUAUUGCCUACUGGAUCAACUUCGCCUGUGGCAAGAACCGAGAGAAGCUCGGCGAGUGGGAUUGGCGCAUGGUUGUUAUCUUCCAGGUCCUCGUUCCCAUCUUGGUCAUCAUCCUGCUCCCAUUCCAGCCAGAGUCUCCCCGUUUCCUUAUCAAGAAGGGCAAGAUCGACGAUGCCCGGUCCGCCCUUCGAAGUAUCCGUGACACUGAGGAGGAGGUUGAGGAUGAGGUCCUGGCUAUCCAGGCUGCUAUCGAGUACGAGAAGGAGGCCAUCAGCCCUGGAUACCGUGCCCUUUUCAAGGACCCCUCUAUCAGGAAGCGCUUCGGUAUUGCAGUUGUCCUCAACGUCGGCCAGCAGCUCACCGGCCAGGGUACCCUCAACACCUACUCCACUUCCAUUUACAAGCAAGUCUGGACCUCGACUGAAAAGAUCAACCUCAUCAACGCUUUGUGGGCCACCAUGGGUAUUCUAUUCACUUUGAACGCUGUAUGGACCGCCGAUCGCUUUGGUCGCCGAUGGCUCUUCAUGGUCGGUGCCGCGGGUAUGGCCCUCUGCAUGUUGAUUGUUCCCGUCAUUGGCCUCGCUACUCCCACCCCCAAGACCGAGCCCACUGCUAUUGGCAUUGUUGUCAUGCUCUACCUCUUCAUCUUCUUCUACAAGCCUUCAUGGGGUGCCGGUGUCUGGAUGUGGACCAGUGAGGUCUUCUCCGCCAACGUCCGAACCCAGGCCGUCGGUAUGGCCUCUCAGUGCCAGAAUGUGGCCAACACCAUUUUCCAACAGUUCUUCCCAACAUUCCUCGCCAAGACUGGCCUCAAGUGCCUCUUCUUCUUCUUUGCCGUCAAUAUCCUGCUCUGCGUUUUCGUGUUUUUCUUUGUCCCUGAAACCAAGGGUAUCUCCCUUGAGCACAUGGAUACUGUUUUCGGUGGUGCCGAUCACACUGAGAAGGGCGCCCAGAUGCUCGGCGUUGACGCUGCUCAGCAUCAGACCCAGGAGUUCAAGGACGGGGCUGAGAUUCAGCAGAGCGAGAAGAAGCGCGAGUCUGUUUAAAUCUACUGUAAUUGAUGGGGGAUUUGAGUUAGGAUAAUUCUGCAUCUCGGAAUUCGAGAUGCGGGAGGCAAUCGUUUUAG